AUGCUACCACCAAGCAUCCUUGCGCUCGUUCGCAAUGCCCCCACCGUCGCACCCAUCCCGCAUCGUGCGGUGCUCUCCGUGACGGGCUCGCAGGCUGGCGAAUUCCUCAACGGUCUCAUCACGUCGCCUAUCCCCACGGACCCGCAGGCCCACUUCUUCACCACCUUUCUGCAUGCACAGGGCCGCGUGCUCUAUGACGCGUUCGUGUACGCGCAGGCCGGCAAGGGAGGUGCCCCCGGCUUCCUCGUCGAGUACGACGCGCGCCCGUCGGAGGCACCGCCGCUUCUAGCGAUGCUCAAGCGGUACGUGUUGCGCUCGAAGGUCAAGCUGCGCGAUGUGUCCGAAGAGUACGACGUCUGGGCGGCGUGGGGCUCGGAGAAGGAGAAGACCUGGGAUGUCAAGCGGAAGUGGGACCUGACUCGGAAUGAUUUCAUGACACCCGAAUGGGAUGAGAACGCCGCCUGGCCGUGGGGAACGACACCGGGGGUGAUACAGGACAGGAGGGCCCCUGGGAUGGGUCACCGGCUGCUCGUGCGGAAAGGCGACCGACCACAGGAGGUAUCGACCCAUGAUGUAGCUUCUGCGGAAGACUAUCAACUACAUCGCACUCUAAGAAGCGUCCCAGAAGGCGUCCUUGAUAUUCGUCCCAUGAAAGCUUUCCCAAUGGAAUCCAAUCUGGACAUUAUGGGCGCAUUGAACUACAGCAAAGGAUGCUUUGUCGGGCAAGAACUAACUGCGCGGACUUAUUUUACUGGCAUACUGCGGAAGCGCAUCCUGCCCGUCGCAGUGCGGCAGUCAGGCAAUAGGUCCCUAGUCGACUCUCCGCUGCCCCUCCUCGACAUUCGCACUGUGCCCAAUCAACGAUGGAAAGACGGUGACGGCGUGCAAAAGACAAUGAGGCGGAGUCAUGGGAAGCUGCUCAGCUCGUAUAAGGGACUCGGCUUCGCCCUCCUUCGGCUAGAGGACCUGGUUCCCAUUCACAUGGAGCUCGCUACGCUUGAGAUAGAGGAUGGCGAGACUAAAUACGAGGUCGAGUACUUGUGGCCGGAUUGGUGGCCGAGGCAGUCGCCACGUUUGGCUUUGUUGGACGCACACGAGCGAUUCGCAGUAGGUAAUCAAAGGCAGGACUAG
This is a messenger RNA of Postia placenta MAD-698-R-SB12, 1131 nucleotides long. RefSeq lists its product as hypothetical. Gene Ontology annotation, cellular component: mitochondrial matrix. Bases 1 to 1131 code for a protein of 376 amino acids. The record is from RefSeq and is a predicted model, not a curated record. Gene Ontology annotation, molecular function: protein binding. NCBI's taxonomy places the organism in Eukaryota, Fungi, Basidiomycota, Agaricomycetes, Polyporales, Adustoporiaceae. The transcript is spliced from 6 exons.